AUGUCUCGGUGGAUGAUUGAAAAACGAGGUGUCAAACAUAUAGCACUUAUGAGUCGUCGAACAUUAGUUCAACUUGAACAACCUUCAAAUCCACAAUAUGAUGAUUGGUUAAAAUUAAAACGAACAGCAAAACAAUAUAAUGCUCAUGUUGAUGUUGUUCAAGCAGAUGUAACAAAUUUUCAACAAGUUCAUGAUUUAAUUGAAAGAUUUCAAAAAACUUCUUAUCCUAUUUGUGGUAUUAUUCAUAGUGCUGUUGUUGCAGAAGAUCGUACUUUAGGUAAUUUAACACAAGAACAUUUAUCACUUGUUUUAUCAACAAAAUUUCGUGCUGCUUGGUAUCUUCAUCAGGCUACACAACUUCUUCAUGCACCUAUUCAUUUCUUUAUUAUGUUUUCAUCAAUUCGAAAUCAUUUACUUGAAGUUGCAUCUGCUGGUUAUAAUGCCGGUAAUCAAUUUCUUGAUGCACUUGCUCAUUAUCGUUUUGAAAAACUUAAUUUAAGAGCACUCUCAAUUAGUUUACCAGCUGUAAGUGGUGCUGGAAUGUUUCAUCGUCAUAAAGAAAUGCUCAGUACUUUAAAAGUUACACAAGGUUUUGAAUUAAUGCCAACAGUAACUAUAUUCGAAAUAAUUAAAUGUUUUCAUCAAACUCAAAGGAUUUGUCCAUGUCCUGUUAUUUUUGCUGUUAAUUGGCAAAUAUUACAUCGAAAUUAUCCAACAUUAGCUACAUCUUAUUUAAGAAAAGUAGUUCAUCAACGUUAUAAAGAGAUGAAAUUUGAUCACAUCUCAUCGUCAGGAAAAAACAAUUCCACUAAGUCUAGUAUGAAUAAAAAAGAAACUAUUAUUGAACGAACUCAAUCAGCUGUUGCACGAUUAUUAGGUGCAGCUAGUGUUGAUCGUUCACUUGUUAGUCAAGGUAUGGAUUCAUUAGCUCCUGUUUCAUUAUAUAAUUGGUUAGGUCUAGAAACUGGCAUUUAUAUACCAUUAGUUGAUCUUCUUCAAGGACUUUCAAUUGAAACAAUUGCAACAAUUAUUUAUAAUAAACUCAAUGAAAAAGAACAAACAACAUCAUCAGCUAUAAAAGAAUAUGAUUCCGAUUUUGAUUUAAUUAAUGAAAAUGAAGUUCAAUUAUAA
Molecule: messenger RNA, 1131 nt
Organism: Adineta steineri
Lineage: Eukaryota; Metazoa; Rotifera; Eurotatoria; Adinetida; Adinetidae
Source: the annotation of a GenBank genome assembly